Ogataea philodendri is the source of this 1875-nucleotide messenger RNA. RefSeq lists its product as uncharacterized. Gene Ontology annotation, biological process: clathrin coat disassembly; clathrin-dependent endocytosis. Gene Ontology annotation, cellular component: intracellular membrane-bounded organelle; cytoplasm; vesicle. The transcript has a single exon. NCBI's taxonomy places the organism in Eukaryota, Fungi, Ascomycota, Pichiomycetes, Pichiales, Pichiaceae. The coding region runs from base 1 to 1875 and encodes 624 amino acids. Gene Ontology annotation, molecular function: clathrin binding. The record is from RefSeq and is a predicted model, not a curated record.
AUGUCUAAAGACGUGUUUGCAGACUUGCUGAAAACCUCCGGCAAGCCCAAGUCCGCGAUGCCCAUGGCGGCUCGCGCGAGCUCCGCCAGUAGUAAGCCGGCCACUCCCGCUGGCGGGCUUGACCUGGACUUCCUAGAUCAGUUUUCCAACAAGCCACAGACAACAACAACCACCACCAGCACUACUUCCCAGAAAGAUGAUUUCGAAAAACUGUUUGAUGUAUUUGACUCCAAGCCGUCGGCGGCUAAUGUGCAACCAAACCCCCCACCCAGCGUCUCCAGUUCCAGUUUACUCGACUUGGACGGCGACUUUGGGGCCUCCACAAGCACUCCGGAACUGCCAGCGCAACCAGCAGAACCACCACAGCAACCAAAACCAGCGACCCCAUCCACGCUUGACCAGCUCGUGGAGAUGGGCUUCUCCCAUGAACAGGCGUCGGAGGCGGUGCAGAACACAGACACUUUCGACGCCGCAAUUGGAUACCUUCUUGAUCAGGCUCACCAGAAAAGCAAGCCCAAGCCAACUGGGGAGACCAGACCACCUACGCAAUCGCGUGCCUCCGCCGAGUCAGAGGACCUGGGAGCUCUGGUGAACGAUCUUUCAGCCGAAUUCAUGUCGAAGGCCUCGUUCUUGCUCAAUACAGGAAGAAAGAAGUUGAAGCAGGGAAUUGAAAUGUACAAACACCAACAGAUGGAGCGUAACAACAACGAACCACUGUGGAUGAGAAACCAGAACAAGUAUAAACAGAACGGUUAUUCCGAAGAGGAAGAGAUCGAACGUGUGAAACGGUUUGAGCAGGAACGCAUCCAGAAAUCCAAAUCGCAGGAACAGGCUUCGCGACCAGUCACGCGCACUCCGUCGGUCGCCAGUUCGUCGCAAUCUCCAGCCACUCCGGCAGCGUCUUCUCCAGCUCCAAUGUUGCUGGACUUUGACGAGCCAGAUUCGUCUGUUCCUCCAGCAUCCUCUAAUCCAGGAAUCGACCUUUUCCAAACUGCAUCCAAACCAUUGUCGUCAGCGCCGGCUCCGUCCGAGUUCCAGUCUCUGAGAGAAAAGGGCUCAGAGUACUUCACAAAGGGAGACUUCACCAACGCUUUAGAGGCCUAUCAAACCGCAUUGGCACGGUUGCCAGAAAAUCACAGCUACAGAAUCAUAGCAUUCUCGAAUCUGGCAAUUGUUUAUUCGCGUCUUGGUAACGCAAAGGAGCAGCUGACUGCGGCAGAAAGCGGUAUUUCCCAAACGAAGACCGUCUCGCAAGAGUUGGUCCUGGACGAUAAACCAGUCAAGUCAUUCUGGAUCAAACUGGUGGCCAAGAAAGCAGAGGCUUUGGAGCAUUUGGAGCGGUUCAAAGAGGCCCUGGAAACAUAUAACUUGCUGCUCGAAAAUGGAGGCUUCUCCAAACAGAUCUUGGAAGCCAAACGGAGAUGUGCAGACGUAAUUGCUCCAAAGCCAAAACCUAAGCCAGCGUCUUCAAAGCCAGCAACUAGACCAACAACUAAAGCUUCAGACAAAUCAUCAAACCUCUCUAGAGUCCAGGAGCAUAAUCGGAAACAAGAGUCUCUCGAAAACGAGAAGUUUGCCUUGCAUGACAAAGUGGAGGCUCAAUUGCAAAACUGGAAGAACGGUAAAGAGGAUAAUUUGCGUGCCCUAUUGUCCACAUUGAACCAGGUGUUGUGGCCCGAACUCGGAUGGAAGUCAGUGGGACUGACAGACCUGGUGCUCAACAAUAAAGUGAAAAUAGUGUACAUGAAAGCCGUUGCCAAAACCCAUCCUGAUAAACUGGCCGGAGAAACUUCAACAGAGCGUAAACUGAUUGCAAAUGGGGUUUUCAUCACAUUGAACCAAGCAUGGGAUAAGUUCAAAGAACAGAAUAAAUAA